AUGGAAGGAAGUCUUUCUGAAUCAACACCGGUGGAUCUGUUUCCACAAGCCCUCCCUAAAAUACCCUCAGAUGCAUCUUGUCCGAGAUAUCAACGAAAGCUGUCUGUAAGAGAAAUAAAAAUCCAACGAUCCGAGGCUGGCAACAAAUAUGCAGCAUUUACAAGACAUUCUCGUGCUAAGGCAUUAUGGAAGACAGCCUUCAGUCUAAUCUCCUCUCGUGGUGACCCAUGGGAGAAGUUUCAUUUGCAAGAACUUCCAGAAGAAACGGCAAAGCGUUAUCGUUAUAACGCUAUUAAGGGCAAGUGGAUAGAAGAUAUCGUACGUGUAAAAAUCGAAAAUUCACCAUUCAAUCGAGGUGCUAUGAGAGAAUGUUUUCGUGCGAAGAAAUUGUCCAAUUUUUCACAUUGCUCUGAUUGGUCAUAUGCAUCAAAUCAUGUUGCUAAACGUUAUAUUGAGAAGGUGAAACUCAUGUGUAUUUUGAUGAUUCGUCAACCGUCUGCACCAAAAAAAGUUGAUAUUUCACAAAUGUGUGUAUUGGAGUUUAUUAAUCGACCAGAGAAACCUCUAUAUCACUUGGAACAUUUUAUAGAAGGGACUUAUCGAAAGUAUAAUUCAAAUUCAGGAUUUGUAGAUGAUUUAUCACGAAACACUCCUCAGGCUUUUAGUCACUUCACCUUUGAACGAAGUGGUCAUCGUUUAAUUGUAGUUGAUAUACAAGGUGUUGGUAAUCUAUGGACAGACCCUCAAAUUCAUACAUUCGAUGGUAAAUCUUAUGGAGAUGGAAAUCUGGGGAUUCGUGGAAUGGCUUUAUUUUUUUAUACACAUCGAUGCAAUCCAUUAUGUUUAGCUCUAUCAUUAAGCGCUUUUGAUUUACCAGUAAAUGAAAAACUAUCUACACCAUUUAGUCAAUUAUCUAUGGAAGCAGCGGAUAAUCAGACUGAAAAUACAAAUGGGAUCAGUGAUAAUAAUAAUGUGGAACUCAGUGGAACAGUAGCUAUUCCAGCUUCUCGUCGUGAUCGAUAUGGUAUUCGUCGUUUGGUUUCAGAAAAUAUUGAUUCAUCUUAUGAUUUACAAAACAAUGCCAAUAAUCACAACAAUGACACUAGUAGUGAUUUUGUAAAUCCAAUGAACUUUGUGGAGUCUCAUAGUGUACCUUCGCCUAAAUUACCAUUUCUACCUUCGAGAUCUCCUGUUUUAUGUAGAAAUGAUAUAUUACAAAAGACUGAUCAAAUCAAUCAUAAUUCAAAUGUCGUUGCUAAUAAUGGAAAACACAAUACAAAUUUUGAUGGCCCAUCGUUUGGUAAUGUGUUCAAAGCACAACAAAGUAUUAUUAGUGAUCCUGGUUGUGAUCCAGUAUGUUCAGAUUUGGAUCAGUCAAAUUCUCAUUUGAAUUCCAGCGAAAGUUCACAACAACUCAGUAAGGAAGCUGAACUCAUUGAAUUUUUUCGUUUACAUCAAGCUGGUCAUCGAAGCAGUUCCAUUGCAGCUUUACAUGGUGCUGAUACUGUAAUUUUAGGUUUAAUACAUCAUGAAUUGGCUCGUUUACAUGCUUCAGGUCGUUUAGCUUUAAUGCAUCAAACCGGUUAUUGUCAAUUAAAGUGCAAUGAAAUCAAAAAACAUCAACCUUCUAUAGAUAUUGAGCAAGAAUUGAAUGGAAAUCAAUUGAAUGAAUUAAAUCGCCCACAAAAUGUUAAUUGGGAAUCAGUUUUAUUUCAUUUAGAACAGUCAGCUAAACUUGGUUGUUUAGAUGCUAUUCAAUGUUUAGCUCAAUAUUAUUUGAAUUUAAUGAUUGAUGGUCCAUUAUCGGAAUGUCCAAUUAAACCUGAUCCAGUGGAAUCUCGAGCACAUGGUUUCGCUUUAAUCAGUGCGGCUGCAUCAGCGGGAGAUCGUAUGGCUAUGCUUUAUUUAGCUGAAGCUUAUUAUCAUGGCGAUUAUUAUUCUCCAGAUACUAGUAAUGAUAUCAAUAAUAAUAAUGAUAAUAAUAAUAAUAAUAAUGGGCGGAAACAAGAACCUGACUGGUUAGCAGCUGCACAUUGGUAUGAAAUGGCGUCUAAAGUUGUUACUUAUGAUGAUGAUGAUGCUACAGAAGAUGAUGAAACAAAUCAACGCAACCCAUCGUUUGUAAAAAGGAGUCGUUCUGGUUUUCAUUCAUUAUCUGAAUGGCCAAUUUAUCGUUUACAAGGUCGAUUAGGAGAAAUGUAUGCUAAAGGUGGUCAUGGUUUAGUCAGAGAUAGAAUAAAAGCUUGUAAGUUAUUAUUUUAGAUUAAAUCUGGACUAUACCGACGGCUUUAAGCGAAUUUGAAAGUAUUCUCGGGAUCGAUCAAUCAGAAAAUAGCUAAUCAGGAUUCAGCUUUUGUAAAAGAGUCCUAACACACAACGGUGAUAGUAUUACAGACGAUUAUAAUCUUUAGCACGAUUAACAAAUGUUAGGGUUAACUAUGGAUAACUUACGCUUGAUAUCAUAGUGCCAAAUUUAAACUAAUAUAAUAGACUUUCGGUGCUAUUUCAGAAUCGACCACACAUUCUUUAGUACACAUGCAUCAAUUAAUCAUUUUCAUCAGCUUUUAAGUCGUCAGUAUUUAGUUAACCGUUAUUUAUCUUUUAUUUUUAACCUAAUGAUCUUGUUUUGUUAGUUCUCUGUUCCGAUACUAUUUCCAAGCAUAAUAGUUUGAAUCUGCCCACUGUAUAGUGUAAAUUUUCACGUUAAUAAGUCUUUUUAUUUGGUUUUUUGAAUCAGAAGAGUUCAAUCAAUUUUUCAAAUAUUAUUAUUGGAGUUAUAAAUUGAUCUAAGUUAGACAGCUAUUGAAAACCUAGUGGCUUUAGAAACUCGUCAACCAUGCGCAUUCACAAUCCUGCUACCGGAGAUCGAACCCUGAAUCUUCGAACGAAACAACUGUCUAGUACUUCAGGUUUUCAAUUGUUACCUAACUUGGAUCGGUUGGCGAUCUCUCCACAGUCCCUCUACUGAUAAGCUUGGUUUAUUGUCUUAACAAUGAGAAUAUGUAACUAGUUAGUUUCAUACAAUUAGUUUCAUCUAUGAAUUUGAAUAAAGCCAGAACGAAAGUUGACACAAAAUCCUAUUUAAUUUUCUAUUUAAUAAAUUAUGUACAUGCCUCUCAAGAUUUUCAAGUAGGAUGUCAUAUUCAUGUUCUUUUGAAAGUGUUAAUGUUGGUGUUUUCGCAAAUUCCAAGGUUUUCGAUUGAACAUUGUAAAUAAUUAAUUUGGCUUACAAUAUUUGAAUCCGUAACAAUUUUAUGAGCUACAAGUAAAGUUGAAUAAGACCUACCAGGGGAAUCCUAUUUGAGACUCUUCAGUUGGAUGUGCCUACAUCUUUGUUGGUGUUCACGCCAGGAUUCGGACCCACUACAUUUCUUUUCAAACCCCCAAAGUAAAUAUCCACUGAACUGGGAAAUAAAUAAAUAAUGCCAUGAGUUUGCUUUAAGUUUAGAACUAAUUUCCUUGGUUCAUUCGGUUUAGGAGUUAACGCCAAUUAUUAUUCUAGCUUUAUUCUAACUAGCUAAUUGUUCACAAGUUUGUUUGUCUUUUUUUUCAUAGCGAAAGAAUAAAUUAGUAAGAUUUACAGAAUGCUAUCACUUCGAUUUAGCCUAUUAGUAUUUUUUUCCAAUGAGUCAGUGAUUAAAGUGAGACUCUAGAUCUACAUUUUAUUCUGGUUAUGUAAUACUUAUCAACAAGACAAGAAAUAUUCUGCUUAAUUAAGAGUGAUACAUAGAAAUGCACCAAACAAUAACGAAUGGCUUAAUACAUAGAAGUAGCUAUCACAGGAGAAUUAGAAAUGAAUUAAAAGGUCAAGUUACGCAUCUCAUUUUAACAUAUAUACCAUAAGAAGGGUUAAAUAGAAGCUAUCAAGAUAAUUAAAAGGUCAUUCGACAAUAAAUGACUUGGGAAAAAGAAAGUCUGUGAAAUUGUCGGGUUCUGUUUUACAAAAUGUUGCUGUAAUAUCACUUGAGAUACAUUCACAUAGGGCAUCAUGUAGGUGUGUAAGAGCUUGGUAUUGUUAAUAAUCAAGUUAUUCAGCUAGCCAAAGUCACAUUCUAUUUACUUUUGUCUAGAUCAGUUUAGCAACUUAUAUUUACAUACUGGCUCAAUUUACGGUUGAAGCUUUAUACGGAUUCUUAGUCUUCUUACUCCUGUAUAAAUGGGUGUGUUAAAUCUUAGGAAGCGAGGAAUUAUGACUGAAUCAGAUUGACAGAUCAUAACGGAGCACCAACACUGACGAACUCUUCGAAUCAGCCGCUGAAGGUGCUAGUGAAGCUCAUGAAGGACGUAUAGCAAUGAAGUAUUAUGAACAAGCAGGUCUUUUAGAAGAAUAUACUACUGUUGAAUUCGAUGAAGAAAUAGAAGAAAAGACAUAAGAAGACAAAUAGACAAUAAUAAUAACAACAAUAAUACGAGUCUGUUUCUUUCAAAUUUAUGUAAUACAUAGAUUUUCUCCGGUUAUGGUUUAAUGUGUAUAACUGUUUUCAUAAUACUUUUUAUAUGGAAAAUUUUCUUUUUUUUCUCAUCGAUAACCACUUGUAUUGAUCAUGAAUAAUCCCUAGUUUUCCCACAUAACAUUUUGACUUGUUUAUAUUCGACUCAUUUUAAUGAUCAGCAAACAGGACCUUUUCUAUGAAUAAGCUUUUAUUCAUAUUUUUUUCCCACUGAAUUAUUAUAUUUUGUCUUGAAUUAUACUAUGAUUAUUUUCAUGUUCAUUGCAUACACACUUUGUAAUUCCAUGUAUUAUUAUUACUAUUAUUGAUUUAUUCAUUGUGUACUACCACUUCACUCAUUGUAUUAUCCAUUCAUUUUGAACUAAAUGUUUAACGCGCCUCUCAUUUUCGUUAAUUUCCUCUUUCUAUAUCACAUUGUUUUGUUUUUUACGGACUAGAGAUGUGACAAUUUAAACAGAUAUAGAUGUGUGUAUACAUAACCAGAUCUUGUGUUGUCUAUGUCUGACUAACUGAUUUCAUUUUCCCUCUAGUUUCUCCACACCCUCUUUUGGAUUUUCCUGUUACUCUGUAGAAAUUAUCUUUUUUUUUCUAUAUAAAAAAGUGAACAUAUAAAAACAAAAUAAUGUCAGUAACAACAGUCAAUAAAACCAUGAUUUAUUUCUAUUGAACAA
This is a messenger RNA of Schistosoma mattheei, 5122 nucleotides long. Lineage: Eukaryota; Metazoa; Platyhelminthes; Trematoda; Strigeidida; Schistosomatidae. The record is from the annotation of a GenBank genome assembly.